AUGGACUCUGCUUCACCCACAGACGGUCGGUUUACUCGGAUCUCACACGGCUAUCCCCACGCCCACGUCCACCCCCACAUGCACAUGCCGAGCGGCUCUUGCCGUCUCCAGCCGUGUGGUGAAACUGAGACAGGGCCCGCAUGUCCGAAUCUGAAAUUCAAUUCCAGCCCCAGAACUCAUCAUCCAAAGGCGUUCUCAUCACCAAGUCUAUUACGCUAG
Messenger RNA from Morchella importuna, 219 nucleotides. RefSeq lists its product as uncharacterized. NCBI's taxonomy places the organism in Eukaryota, Fungi, Ascomycota, Pezizomycetes, Pezizales, Morchellaceae. Bases 1 to 219 code for a protein of 72 amino acids. The transcript is spliced from 3 exons. The record is from RefSeq and is a predicted model, not a curated record.